This is a messenger RNA of Quercus lobata, 456 nucleotides long. Its product is annotated as NAC domain containing protein 52-like. Lineage: Eukaryota; Viridiplantae; Streptophyta; Magnoliopsida; Fagales; Fagaceae. The transcript has 2 exons. Gene Ontology annotation, biological process: regulation of DNA-templated transcription. The record is from RefSeq and is a predicted model, not a curated record. Bases 1 to 456 code for a protein of 151 amino acids. Gene Ontology annotation, molecular function: DNA binding.
AUGUAUGACUUGCCACCCGGUGUUGUUUUUGGUCCCACAGACCCAGAAAUUGUUCUCUACUAUCUUCUCAACAGGGUCAAUGGAGAGCCAAUGUUUGAGGAUUCAAUGAAUUAUGUCACUGAAUGUGAUGUUUAUGGGGAUCCUAACGCAUGGAUAAAAGUCUUUCAAGAAACCCACAUGGAGCGUCUCUAUUUCUACGCAAAACUGAAGAAGAAGAAUCAGAAAGGGAAGCGAAUUGAGAGAUCUACACAGUGUGGAACUUGGAGAUGUCAAAAGGAUGAACAACUUUUUCUUAACGAAACACAAUAUGGUUCAAAGAGAAGUUUCACUUUCGUCGCCAAGAAUGGCUUCAACGGCAUGGGAAGAUGGACCAUCCAUGAAUUCCGGCUCGACGGAGUGUAUGGAAACAGGGCUAAUCAUGAUAAUUACGUUAUUUGUACAUUUGAGACCCGUUAA